CAACUCACCUGUCCUGUCUGUUGUCUGUCUGACGUCAUCAAACAUGGCCGCCGCCACAGGUGCUUGACUGCCGACGGUAUUGAAGCGCCGCUUAGCGGAAGUUGUACGCACUGCACCUUUUGAUGGUGGUCUACGGUAUGGUUACGAACAACAACUAUAGGUGACUUGGAAAAGGGGUUACGAAACAGUCAUGGGUCUCUGUCACGCUUCAUCAACCACCGGAGUGUCAGCGGCGAAACUACCGGGAGGGAACACGGCACCGCAGCAGCCCGGAGCCGGCCCGGGGACGGAGGGACAGGCGGGGCAGUACGACUGGCAGCCGGACGACGAGGCAAACCUGUGCCAACGGUGUCUUCAGACAAGGUUUACAUUGUUAGAGAGAAGGCACCACUGCCGGAACUGUGGUAGAGUGGUCUGUGGUGACUGCUCCAAACGGAAGGAGAUUCUGCACCACAAGCCUGUGCGCGUCUGUAACGUCUGCGCAGAGAACCUACAGAACAUCAGACUACCGGCGGACACUGACGGUGGGGACGGCUCCGACUCGGAGGAAGAGGAAGAGGAUGAGAGAACACGGAUGAGGAUGUGUGCAUUGGAGUAGCGUAAAUCGCUUUAAUUAAUGGCACAGCAAGAAGGAAAUGGAGUGUUCGCAGUGGUUUGAGUUCGUGGUGGCGCUAUAUAAUCAUACUGUACAGUAAAUGAAAACACUGGCACUAACGGAUAAUUGUCAGCGACCUGUAUAGCUACUAGCAACUGGAAAAGGGCACUACGGACGGACAGAACAGUUGCCUUUUUUUUGUGAUCAAUUGUCACUGAUCUAAACAUAUCGAUCCUCGUGGCACUUAUUGAUAAACUUGUGUUUUAUGUUCAAAGAUCGGAUCUGUGUUCAAUUUGUGAUUUUAUUUAAGUAUUGGUGCGUUUUCACUGUAUUAUACAUUGAUACACUCCUUUACCUUUGGGACAGCAUGUUAUGUCGCUAGUAUGUAAAUACUUAACGUUUGGGACAGCACGUUAUAUCACUAGUAUGUAAAUACUUUACGUUUGGGAUCGCAUCUGUAAGCAGCGACGCCUAUGCUGCAGUGCCAUGCGAACUAGUCAGAAUUGACGUGAAGGAAUAAUGUGACCGACGGUCACUGAAAUGUCAGUUGAAGAGAACACUUGGUUGCGUGCAAUUAUUGGAAUGCGGGGAUAUACAGUGUGUAUAUGGUUUUAUUGUUUUUUGACCUAACGGUCCUAGCUCCUCUAUUUUCGGUCUUCCGGUGACCGAACUUGUAGCAAUGGUGCACUUUGCAAUGUUAACUCCUGUUUUUAACAUUACACCCAACGGCAAAAAGGCCCUUUAUGAUAUACUUUUGUUGGCGAUAUCGUUGCUAUGGUGAUAUGUAUUAUUGAACACCUUUCAAUGUCUCAAGCCGUCCAUGUUCAAGUGAAGUUUAUUGGGCAAUUCUGUAACGUUACUAUCACUUUGUUGUUGUUGUUUUCCUUGAAUCUGAAGCAGCUGUUGUGUUGAAUUUGUUCAUGCUACUCACACAGACAUUGCAAUACAAUAAAGUAUAUAUGGUGAAGAAA
Molecule: messenger RNA, 1566 nt
Organism: Branchiostoma floridae (Florida lancelet)
Lineage: Eukaryota; Metazoa; Chordata; Leptocardii; Amphioxiformes; Branchiostomatidae
Product: pleckstrin homology domain-containing family F member 1-like
Exons: 4
Coding region: 191-598 (135 amino acids)
Molecular function (GO): phosphatidylinositol binding; metal ion binding
Source: RefSeq, a predicted model, not a curated record